This is a messenger RNA of Prunus armeniaca (apricot), 897 nucleotides long. NCBI's taxonomy places the organism in Eukaryota, Viridiplantae, Streptophyta, Magnoliopsida, Rosales, Rosaceae. The record is from the annotation of a GenBank genome assembly.
AUGGGGCGAAAACCAUGCUGUGAUAAAGAAGGGCUGAACAGGGGAGCAUGGUCUGCUUGGGAAGAUAAAGCCCUUGCUAACUACAUUAACACUCACGGAGAAGGAAAAUGGAGAGACCUUCCUCAAAGAGCGGGGUUAAACCGCUGUGGGAAGAGUUGCAGAUUGCGUUGGCUGAAUUAUCUUAGGCCUGAUAUUAAGAGAGGCAACAUUUCCCCCGAAGAAGAGGAGCUCAUUGUUAGACUUCAUAAGCUUCUUGGAAACAGGUGGUCACUCAUUGCUGGAAGGUUGCCGGGACGAACAGACAAUGAAAUCAAGAACUACUGGAACACCAAUUUGAGCAAGAGGUCAGAGCAAGGAAGUGACAAGGCUCAUCAGGAUCAACUGAGUGCUAGUACUAGUUCGAAAGACGACACGAAAAAAUCGAAUAAUCCGGCAUCAAAGUCUUCUGUCCAAGUGGUCCGUACGAAAGCAUUUAAGUGCAGGAAGGUUGCCAUCCCCUCACAUUUGGAUGGCCAUGAUCAAAUGCUCGAAAGAUCGAACGUGGCUCCUGGUUCCGACAGCGAAAGCCCGUGUUCUUCAGCGGCUCAGGAGCAUGAUUCUUCGUUUGGUUUUCUGAGGGAUUUUGAUAUCAAUGACAUGCUCAUACCGGAUGCGCUGAGUUCUGAUUUCCAACAAGCACAAACCAACGACUGUGAUCAGGACAUGUUGGAGUGUGGAAUUACCAAGAUUGAAGAUUUAUUGAUGGGUGAAGCAAGGUUGGGAGAAUGGAGAGCUGGUGAUGAUGAUCAAGGUGACCCACUUCAACCAAAUGAUGAUGAUCAUGGAGAUGUGAACGGCUUCAAUGCACUUUCAUCUUUUCUGAAUUCAGUAGAUGAUGAUCAGUGGAUCAUUAGUUAA